Molecule: messenger RNA, 2759 nt
Organism: Myotis daubentonii (Daubenton's bat)
Lineage: Eukaryota; Metazoa; Chordata; Mammalia; Chiroptera; Vespertilionidae
Product: zinc finger CCCH domain-containing protein 18-like
Exons: 1
Coding region: 1-2754 (917 amino acids)
Source: RefSeq, a predicted model, not a curated record
AUGGAUGUGGCUGAGAGCCCUGAACGGGACCCUCGCUCUCCAGAGGACGAAGAGGAGCAGCAGCAGGGGCUCUUGGACAAUGACAUUCUGAGAGAAAGUGGGUCUGAUCAGGAUUUGGACAAAGCUGCAGGGAGGGCUUCUGAUUUGGAGAAUGAGGAAAAUGCUGUCCUGGGAAUGAGCCAGGAGGAAGAGGAAAGUCACUCCGAUGAGGAGGAUCAGGACCAGGACUCUGAGCCUCAGGAGCUGAACAGGGGCCCUACGAGCCCCCCUCAUGCAGAGGAAGGGGAUGGGGGGAAGGAAGACCACACAAGUGAUCUGAGGGAUGAGGCCUACUCGGUCACCAGGGAACUGGACGAGCAUGAGUUAGACUAUGAUGAGGAGGACCUCGAAGAGCCAGCCCCCACUGGGCAGGAGGACGGAGCAGAGAAGGCUGGGGCAGAGGAGGAUGAGGAAGAGGGAGAGGGAGCUCCGGAGGAGGAGGGAAAGGCCGAUGUCCACAGUGUGGAAGAAAAGGAGCCCCUGGAGGCAGCCAAGGAGAAAAAAAAAGAGGACAAAGGAGAGAUGGAUGAUGGGGAGAUCGAUGAUGAUGAUCUGGAAGAGGGCGAAGUAAAGGACCCCAGUGACAGGAAGGUGAGGCCUCGUCCCACCUGCCGAUUCUUCAUGAAAGAUGUUGUGACACCAUUAUCCACUCUUCUCCCACCAAUAUCAAAUUCCAAACCAUUCAGAGACCAGGUUAAAGGGAACUGUACCUGGGGAAUGAAUUGUAGGUUUAUACACCCUGGAGUCAACGACAAGGGCAACUACUCCCUAACCACCAAAGCCGAACCUUUCCCGCCUAAAGGUGCCCCACGUCUGGGACCUCACCCACUGAUGCCUGCCAACCCUUGGGGUGGGCCAGUAGUUGAUGGAAUGUUGCCUCCACCCCCUCCAGAACCCCACACAGAGAGUGCCUGGGAACGAGGACUUCGGCGGGCAAAGGAGGUUUUAAAAAAAGCAACCAUUCGAAAAGAACAGGAGCCUGAUUUUGAAGAGAAAAGGUUUACUGUGACCAUUGGUGAGGAUGAACGGGAGUUUGACAAGGAAAAUGCAGUUUUCCGAGAUUGGAAUGAUCGGAUUACAAGAGAUGCCAGAGACACAACACUUGAGCCUUAUGCAGAUCCUUAUCAUGAUUAUGAAAGAGACCGGUUCCGGCGGGGCGGGCAGUAUGAGAAUUUCAGGGUGCAAUAUACAGCAACAGAACCGCGCCAGAACUACCGGGAACGGGAAAGGAAAAGAGAGCGAGAGAACAGGCAGCGGGAGCGAGCGCGCGACAAGGAGCGGUGGCGGCGGAGAGAGGAGUGGGAGCGAGAGCGAGCCAAAUGGGACGAGAAGGACAGACAGCACCGAGACAGAGAGAAGGAGCGGGCGAAGGAAGAGGAGAAGCCAAAGCCCCGCUCCCCACAGCCACCAAGCCGACGCGCUGAGCCACCCAAGAAGGAGGCCGUCUCCGCUGGGCCACAGGUGAAACGAGCAGAGGAGUGGAAAGACCCGUGGCGCCGCUCCAAGUCUCCCAAGAAGAAACUUGGUGCAUUGGUCUCCCCGAGCCGUGCACGAAGGCGUCGAAAACCGUCAGCCUCAUCGUCCAGUGCCUCCAGGUCGUCCUCCUCCUCUGGCUCCGGUUCGUCCAGGUCUCCGUCCGGGUCCUCCUCCUACAGCUCCUGCUCUAGCCGGUCUUCCGGACACAGCUCCUUCUCAGGCAGCCGGUCCACGUCCCGGUCCUCUUCCUCCUCCCCGACCCCCUCUCCAACGCCUUCUCCGCACAGACCUGCUGUCAGAGCCAAGGGCGAGCCAGCUCUGCCUCCCGGGAAAGCAGGAGAGAAGAUGGUGAAGAAACCAGCCCCACCACAGGCCCCCAGGACCGCUGCCCCCGCCCCUGUGCCUGCCAAGCCAGGAGGCCCUCGGGAAGCCAGGAGGAGGGAGCGCCGAGCCAGGACCCCCGCCAGGAGGCGGACCCGCAGGGGCAGGGGCAGCGGCUCUGGUUCCAGAUCCAGGUCCGUGGGCGUGAGCAGCGUCUCCUCGGUGCACAGCGCGGACUCGGAUGACAUGUACGCAGACCUGGCCAGCCCUGUGUCCCCGGCCAGCUCCCGGCCCCGCACCCCAGCCCAGACCAAGAAGGAGAAAGCAGGAACAUCUAAAAGAGAAGAUGGCGAGAAAGAGGAUCAGCGGAAAAGGGAGGCAUCCACACGCCCACCCAAAUCCUCAAAAUCGUCCACAGGCAGUCAAUCCUCCCAGCAGCCCACAGUUCCCCAGCGGGCACCCUCUGGGCAGCCCCCGCAGGGCGCACGUGUGGCACACAAGGAGAUCAAGCUGACGCUGCUGAACAAGGCCGCGGAGAAAGGGAGCAGGAAGCGAGAUGAGCCCUCGGACAAGGACAGGCUAAGCCCUCCUCCGGCCAAGCGGGCCCCCGUCUCCCCAGACCGAGGUUCUCGGCACCGGACGUCAGGGGGGAGAUGGGGCUCUCCCAGGCCAGGACGGCAGAGAGGCCAGAAUGCCAAGGCUCCCGUGGCCCUGCCAGACAGGAAGCGCCCGCUGCCACCCCAGUCCAAGAGCUCCAGCAAGGUCACCAGUGUGCCUGGGAAAGCCUCAGGCGCCUCCACGGGCACCAAAUCAGGGAAGGCCAGCACGCUGUCCAGGCGGGAGGAGCUCCUAAGACAGCUCAAAGCCUUGGAGGACGCCAUCGCUCGCAAGCAGGCCAAGAUUCCCGGGCAAGUGUAAUGGGG